This is a messenger RNA of Lytechinus variegatus (green sea urchin), 2779 nucleotides long. Its product is annotated as adhesion G-protein coupled receptor G6-like. Gene Ontology annotation, cellular component: membrane. The transcript is spliced from 11 exons. The record is from RefSeq and is a predicted model, not a curated record. Gene Ontology annotation, biological process: G protein-coupled receptor signaling pathway; cell surface receptor signaling pathway. Gene Ontology annotation, molecular function: G protein-coupled receptor activity. Lineage: Eukaryota; Metazoa; Echinodermata; Echinoidea; Temnopleuroida; Toxopneustidae. Bases 133 to 2241 code for a protein of 702 amino acids.
CGAUGCCCACUUCUAACUCCUCCUAACAACGGUAGAAUUAAAGGGACUUGCUCGAGACUCAAGGAUUCUAGAUGUGAUUUUGAGUGCGAUCAAGGUUUCAAUCUUACCCACAAUGCCCCACUCUGCAUUGUCAUGAAUUCAGAUGCAUCAUGGGAUGGACCUGUUCCUUCAUGUAUAGGUUUACAAUGCGAAAAAGAUGAAGUGCUUCUCCCGAACGGUCAAACGCUGAUAUUCAACCAAACGGAAGUAGGAAAGCACGCCAAUGCCCCGAUCAUCUGUGCAACAAGCAACGCAGAUCACUUUCACACUGUAAGCCGUCUGUGUUAUUACAACGAGACAGCAGGGGCUUCAUGGCGGGAUCCUUUAUAUCAGCAAUGCUUGACCAACAAUCCAACUAAUGGAUCUAACGCCAACUCCAACAAAACUCGGCCUUCUACCAUCGAUGCUCUCAUUUCGAACCCCGACAACAUCCAACUCGACUUCGUUCCCUCACUCCUUGAAGAUACCAGUCUCACGCCAAAGAAAGUUUUGGCCCUGGUAGAUACGAUACUUGACAAAGACAGUAAUACCUUUGAAGACAGCCAAGGAGCGGCGGACUCGAUCUUGUCGUCCGUCAAUGCUUUCAUUGGUCGAUUGCAGGCAACAAAUGUCAGCAGCAACUUAACUUUCCGCGGCGAGAACGUCGUUGUAGCGGCGGUAAAGGUACAGAGAACAUCGUUCCCCCUUACGGCAAGUAUUAGUGCUCCUAGUCGCAAUGAGGACGAUGACGUCAUCACAUUUUCAUCCAAUGAGGAGAGCGAGGAGACCGGAAAAGAAGAGGGAUUAUCAUCGGUAUUCUUGCCAGAAGAGAUCCUGGAUUUCUUACCAGAUGAGAAUAAUCACGUAGCAGUCAGUGUAUUUGUAUUAGAUUCUCUCAAAUUAUUUGAUUCGAACUCGUCAACCAACGAGGGAUUGAAGGAGGACGCCAUCUUAGCCUCAUCCGUCUUAUCUAUUACCGUAGAGGGAGUUGAUGUUAAAAAUCUCUCUGAUCCAGUGGUUUUGAAUUUCAAACUCAAAAGGGAUCUUAUACCGGACAGAACAAAAGAUGAGAUUGUCCCCCGAUGUGUCUUCUGGAAAAGCUAUAGGGGUGUGUCAGGAGGGGUGUGGUCUCAAGAGGGGUGCCAAACUGGCCAACUUUCUCAUAGAGGAUCGUUAUCAUGCCAGUGUACCCAUCUAACAAGUUUUGCCGUAUUAUUGGAUACAAAAGGAGGAUUCAGUUCGACGACCCUGGAUAUCAUUAGUAUACUAGGAUGCAGUAUUUCUAUUUUCUGUUUGAUCAUUACGAUCGGAGUCCUUGCUGGCAUAAGGAGUUUACGUCGAAGGCUUCCUCAACAGAUAAUGAUCAACCUCAGCUCCGCAUUACUCGGUCUUUACUUGGUCUUCGUCGUUGGCGUGGACAAGCCGUCCUGGGGACUAGGUUGCACAGUGAUUGCAAUCAUGCUGCAUUAUUUCAGUCUAGCAGCAGUAGCGUGGAUGGGUGUCGAGGCAUUUAGCAUGUAUCUCAUGUUCGUUAGAGUGGUGAACACGUACAUGCCCAAGAUGCUUUUGAAAUCCUGUUUAUUUGCAUGGGGUUGUCCACUGGUUAUUGUUUGUAUUACCGUCGCAGUAGACCUGAAAGCUUACAGAAAUCCAGACUACUGCUUCAUGAUUACAUUGGAGUCAUUCUAUUUUGCUCAGUUGCUUCCCAUCGCCCUUAUCCUCACCAUCAACACAAUCAUCUUCACCAUCGUCAUCUACAAAGUGACAUGUGGAAGGAAAAUGGCGUCGCUUACCAACACGAUGGAAGAUUCGAAUGCCGCGGGUCGGCGUGCUGAGCUACUUCGCAGCCUGCAGAACGCGGUAGCCAUCGGGACGUUGGUUGGUCUGAGCUGGGUGUGUGGAUUCAUGGCGAUCGGUGGCGCUCGGUUCUUCUUCGCCGUUCUCUUCGUCAUUUUCACCUCUCUGCAAGGCGUUUUCAUCUUCAUUCUUUUCUGCAUUCGUCUUCCGGAGGUUCGGCAACAGUUGAUCCGUAUAUCAUCCCGUGUCAUCCGGCUACUGACGGGCAGAAGAUUGGGUGGAUCACGUGGAAAGAGCACAAGCUCCACGUCUUCACGACCAUCAAAUGCCACCAUUUCGUACUCUACUGGAACGCAAGAUACCGUCUUUGAUGCCAAGAGUGCUGCGAUCCCAAAUGCUUACACAUCUUUCCAUACUAAAAAGUGACCGAUCAGCACAGAGUCCACAAUAAAGUACAAGAAAAAAUUGCAAUAGGACAAAUAAUUAGUUUAUUGAUUACUUAAAAACAAGAGAAUUUGACUAGCCUUAAAGAGUAACUUUACCUACAGCAAAAUAUGAUUAAAUCUGAACAAAGCAGAUACAAGGCGAUCUGACUGAAGCUGACGUCAUUUUUCCAUUUGAAUAUUAGGGAUAUGCCUAUAUAUAUAUAUAUUUAUUUAUAUAUAUAAUAUUUAUAUAUAUAAUACAUGUCUCGGGCCUCCGUAUUUUCUAACCUUCCUGGGAGGGGAGCAGAGCCCCUAGUCUAGGGCCCUGCGAACUUUUUUCUAGUGGGGGUGCUGAUGUAAAUUGAUAAAAAAUGGGGUUUAUUUACUACAAAAUGGAGGUACUUUAGGUUCCGAGAACUUUGAAAAGCAAUUAAAAAAGGGUUUCAAUACAAGAUGAAGGUCAUUUUGGCUAUAUUUAUCAAACCCACACCUUCCAGAAUUCUAGGGGGUGCUUCCUAUGGGAAAUAAUAUACGCAGCA